Molecule: messenger RNA, 2445 nt
Organism: Nanorana parkeri
Lineage: Eukaryota; Metazoa; Chordata; Amphibia; Anura; Dicroglossidae
Product: protocadherin gamma-B1-like
Exons: 1
Coding region: 1-2445 (814 amino acids)
Biological process (GO): homophilic cell-cell adhesion
Cellular component (GO): plasma membrane
Molecular function (GO): calcium ion binding
Source: RefSeq, a predicted model, not a curated record
AUGCUGAGAAUGGAUCAGAUGAAACCUCACACACAGAUAUACAAAGGAGUAAGUUGGCAAGUACUAUUUUUCUUCUUAUUUCCCUGGCUUUGUCAUUCAGUAUCUGGUCAGAUUCAUUAUUCCAUUGCUGAAGAAAUGAGAAAAGACUCUGUCAUUGCAAAUAUUGCAGAUGAUCUGGGAUUAGAUAUUAAACAACUCUCAUCUAGAAAGCUGAGAAUUGUAUCACGUGUUGCAGAAAAAUAUUUAUUUGUGAAUUUAGACAAUGGAAAUCUGUAUGUGAAGGACAGGAUAGACCGAGAAGCACUCUGUGGGGCAGAAACAACCUGCUUCCUAACCUUUGAUGCUGUGACUGAAUAUCCUUUUAACAUUGUUAAGUUCAGAACUGAAAUUGAGGAUAUAAAUGAUAACUCCCCCAGAUUUACUCCUGAUUCAUUUUCUAUGGAAAUCAUAGAAUCAGCUCUGCCUGGAACAAGACUGACAUUACAGAAUGCAGAAGAUCCUGAUAUUGGUGCUAAUUCAAUAGACACAUAUAAGCUCAGUGAUAAUCAACAUUUUACACUAACUGAAAGUAUAAGUCCAGAUGGGAGCAAAUUUCCUGGACUUCUGUUAGAAAAGCCUUUAGAUCGAGAGACACUUAAGGAGCAUGAAUUAAUUUUAACAGCAUUAGAUGGAGGACAUCCUGAGAGGUCUGGGACAGCUAUAAUAAAGAUCAUUGUCACUGAUGCUAAUGAUAAUGUUCCAUUAUGUACUCAACAACUGUAUAAAGCCAGUGUGAUUGAAAGUGUACCAAUCAAUACAAAUAUAAUUACUGUAAAUGCAACUGAUAAAGAUGAAGGUAUCAAUGGAAAAAUUACGUAUUCAUUUAGCAAAACAUCAGGUAAUAUUCAUCACACAGGCAUGUUUAAUAUUAAUCCUAGUAGUGGUGAAAUUAAGACAAAGAGAGCUUUAGAUUUUGAUACAGCAAGAAAUUAUGAACUUUCUGUACAAGCUAAGGAUGGAGGUGGUUUUGUAACUCAUUGCAAAGUAUUGAUAGAAGUAAUUGAUGUCAAUGACAAUGUUCCUGAGAUAAUAAUUAGCUCCUUCUCUACUCCCAUACCUGAGGAUUCUGCAGUUGGCACUAUGAUAGCUCUAAUUGAAAUUCAUGAUCAGGAUUCUGGAGAAAAUGGGGAGGUUGACUGUCAGAUAAUUGAAGCAAUACCUUUUGAUUUGAUCGUGUCCUCUGACAGCUAUUACAGAAUAGCUACAAGAUCUCUUAUGGACAGAGAACAGCAGUCAUCUUAUAAUAUUACAAUUUUAGCUACUGAUAGAGGCUCUCCUUCUCUUUCCAACAGAAGAACCAUCAAACUGGACAUAUCAGAUGUUAAUGACAAUGCGCCACUUUUUAUGAAAUCUACCUAUAUUGCUUAUGUGCCAGAGAACAAUUUACCAGGAGCCAUGAUCUACAGAAUACAAGCAUCUGAUCCUGACAGCGGAGACAAUGCUAAGAUUCUUUAUUCCACUUUGGGUAUCAGUUUAGAAGUUCAGCCUCUACCUUCCUUCAUAUCUAUUAACUUGGAAACUGGAGUUCUGUAUGCUCAGAAAUCUUUUGAUUAUGAGCAGUGCAAGAAAUUCAAAAUAGAGGUAACUGCCAGAGACAGUGGAUCCCCAUCUCUGAACAGUAGUACAACACUAAUUAUACAUAUUUUGGAUCAAAAUGAUAAUGCACCAACAAUUUUGUACCCAUCUCCAGAAAUUAGUGGAUUACCUAUCUUUGAGAUGGUUCCUUUUUCCUCUGAACCAGGUUCUUUAAUUACCAAGGUGGUUGCAGUGGAUGCAGAUUCUGGACAUAACUCUUGGCUCUCUUAUCACUUCAUUCAUGUGUCAGAGACAUCUCAUUUUAUUAUUGAUGAACACACUGGAGAAAUCAAGACGUCACGUGUCUUUCAGGAAAAGGAGCUGUUAAAUCAUAAGGUUUUGGUGAUGGUGAAGGACAAUGGGAUCCCCUCUCUCUCAGCUACAGUCACCUUAAGCCUUGUUGUUGCAGAUAGUUUCCAGCAAGUGGUUCCUAAAGUCAGCAAUCACAUCAAUGAAGAUCCUCAAACCAAUGUGCAAUUAUAUUUAGUUAUUGCACUAGCACUGAUUUCCUUUUUAUUUAUUUGUACUGUAAUGCUGGUCAUUAUAUCAAAAUGCAGAGAAGAAAAGCAUGCACCAAACCUUGGAUCUCUAAGUGCUAGCCUGUAUCCUCCAGCUGAUCCUAGAAUACUCUCCAUGUAUAGCAAUGGAACAUUACCUUAUACCUACUCAUACAAUGUGUGUGUGGCUUUAGACUCAACGGAUGACUUCACCUAUGUACAAUCUAACAAAAAUGUCACUGUGGAUAAUCUUAUGGAUGCUGAUGACUCUGGACUUCAAAAUUACAGCUUACAACAAGCUUUGCCAUCUAGUAAUGAGGUGAGUAAUAUGUAA